Molecule: messenger RNA, 2169 nt
Organism: Peromyscus eremicus (cactus mouse)
Lineage: Eukaryota; Metazoa; Chordata; Mammalia; Rodentia; Cricetidae
Gene: Usp39
Product: ubiquitin specific peptidase 39
Exons: 13
Coding region: 38-1732 (564 amino acids)
Biological process (GO): mRNA processing; protein deubiquitination; spliceosomal complex assembly
Molecular function (GO): zinc ion binding; cysteine-type deubiquitinase activity
Source: RefSeq, a predicted model, not a curated record
GCGCCAGCGCGGAAGCUCCUCUUAGCCGGUGGUGGCGAUGUCUAGCCGGUCUAAGCGGCAGUCCCAUGGUUCCACCCGCGGGAAGCGCGAGUCCGAGUCGCGGGGUGGCUCGGGUCGCAUCAAGAAGGAGCGAGACCGCGAGCGGGAGCCCGAGGCGGCGAGCUCUCGGAGCAGCCCGGUCCGCGUGAAGCGUGAAGCCGAGGCGACUGCGCGAGAAAUCCCGGCGCCCGCGCCCCCGGCCGUGAGGGUGAAGCGGGAACGCGAGGCCGACGAGGACUCGGAGCCCGAGCGGGAGGUGCGAGCAAAGAAUGGCCGAGUGGAUUCUGAGGACCGGAGGAGUCGUCACUGCCCGUACCUGGAUACCAUUAACAGGAGUGUACUGGACUUCGACUUUGAGAAACUCUGCUCUAUCUCCCUCUCGCAUAUCAACGCCUACGCCUGUCUGGUGUGUGGCAAAUACUUUCAAGGCCGGGGAUUAAAGUCUCAUGCCUACAUCCACAGCGUCCAGUUCAGCCACCACGUCUUCCUCAACCUCCACACUCUCAAGUUUUACUGCCUUCCUGACAACUAUGAGAUCAUCGAUUCCUCACUGGAGGAUAUCACGUACGUGUUGAAGCCUACUUUCACAAAGCAGCAGAUUGCAAACUUGGACAAGCAAGCCAAAUUGUCCCGGGCGUAUGAUGGUACCACGUACCUGCCAGGGAUCGUGGGGCUGAACAACAUCAAAGCCAACGACUAUGCAAAUGCAGUGCUGCAGGCUCUGUCUAAUGUUCCUCCUCUUCGGAACUACUUCCUGGAGGAAGACAAUUAUAAGAACAUCAAGCGCCCUCCAGGGGAUAUCAUGUUCUUGUUGGUCCAGCGUUUUGGAGAGCUAAUGAGAAAGCUCUGGAACCCCCGAAACUUCAAGGCACAUGUUUCUCCUCAUGAGAUGCUUCAGGCUGUUGUCCUUUGCAGCAAGAAGACUUUCCAGAUCACCAAACAAGGGGAUGGAGUUGACUUCCUGUCUUGGUUUCUGAAUGCUCUGCACUCAGCUCUGGGUGGCACCAAGAAGAAGAAGAAGACUAUUGUGACUGAUGUUUUCCAGGGGUCAAUGAGAAUCUUCACCAAAAAGCUUCCUCAUCCUGAUCUGCCAGCAGAAGAGAAAGAGCAGCUGCUCCACAAUGAUGAGUACCAGGAGACGAUGGUGGAGUCCACGUUCAUGUACCUGACGCUGGACCUUCCCACAGCCCCGCUCUAUAAGGAUGAGAAGGAACAGCUCAUCAUCCCCCAGGUGCCGCUCUUCAACAUCCUGGCCAAGUUCAACGGCAUCACUGAGAAGGAAUACAAGACUUACAAGGAAAACUUCUUGAAGCGCUUCCAGCUCACCAAGCUGCCUCCAUAUCUAAUCUUUUGCAUCAAGAGAUUUACUAAGAACAACUUCUUCGUGGAGAAGAACCCGACAAUUGUCAACUUCCCUAUCACAAAUGUGGAUCUGAGAGAAUACUUAUCUGAAGAAGUCCAGGCAGUCCACAAGAACACCACUUACGAUCUCAUUGCCAACAUUGUGCAUGAUGGCAAGCCCUCCGAGGGCUCCUAUAGGAUCCACGUGCUUCAUCAUGGAACCGGCAAGUGGUAUGAAUUACAAGACCUCCAGGUGACUGACAUCCUGCCCCAGAUGAUCACCUUGUCCGAGGCCUACAUUCAGAUUUGGAAGAGGCGGGAUAAUGAUGAAACCAACCAGCAGGGGGCUUGAACACCUCGCCUGGGGUUUUGCUCCCAGUGGUGUUGGCUGAAGGUGUUAAAUAAAAACACGGAGGCUGUAGCUGACUGUGGACUGGCUGGAAGACUCCUGCCGCAGCCCCGUUUUACAGGUCUGUCUGUCACCAUCAGAGAGCCGGCCUGCCCGGGUGUCCUGGGCUGUCUCCAGUGGUUCUCUGACUAGCACGUGCAGAUGCUCCUUCCCUUUCAGCAGCAGGGCAGGCAGAACUACAGGUGGAUGCCUGGUUUGAAUUGCUGCAAGGAUAAAGAACAGAUAAUCCCUUGGAGACGUGAAGUCUUGAGAGUUAGGAACAAACAUGAAGCUGACAGCUUCUGUCUGUUUAUCUGUCUAUCGUAGGUAGAUGGUUCUCCUGUAGUUCCCGUCUCUCCCAUGGACUUCUGGAACGGAUUAAAUAUCCUCCUGUUUUUAAA